AUGAAACUCUCAAGAAGCUUUUCGAUAUGCACCCCAAAAAUCAUUAAGAAAAUCCCAAACCAUCUGAAAUCAUCGAUACCCAGAUCCACAAGCUGGCAUAUUCAACCUCUUUCCAAGAAGCCAUUGCUGGGUUCAGGAGUCUCCUCCGACGGCGGCGCAAGGAAUGCCAAGGUUCCCAAAGGCUCCCUCGCCGUCUAUGUGGGCCCCCACUUCCGACGCUUCGUCAUUCCGGUACGCUUCUUGGCCAUGCCUGACUUCGCUGCCUUGAUGGAAUCCGUCGCCGAAGAAUAUGGCUGCGAUCAUCACGGCGCCAUUCACAUCCCCUGCGAUGAAGACCAUUUUCAGCAAAUUUUGAUCUCAUGUUCCCAACGAAAACGGACCUUCCUUCCUCCCAAGAAACUUUCCGUCAUCCCAAUCAUAAGCAGCCAUUGA
This is a messenger RNA of Vigna umbellata (rice bean), 432 nucleotides long. Its product is annotated as auxin-responsive protein SAUR23-like. The record is from RefSeq and is a predicted model, not a curated record. Gene Ontology annotation, biological process: response to auxin. Lineage: Eukaryota; Viridiplantae; Streptophyta; Magnoliopsida; Fabales; Fabaceae.